GCAGAGGAAGGGUGUGUGUGUGUGGGUGUGGGCGGAGACGAGGAGAGACGCACACUCACCUGGGCGCGACGUGUGACGUACGUGACCCGAUGCAGGUACGCGAACCAGCUGUCGACGAGACCGGGCAGACACCGGCUACAUCCUGGAGCUGAGGAGGAGAAAAGGCAGGUAACUGAAGGUGUGAUUCGGACCAUUUUCUUUCACUGUAGCCGCCGGGAGCUUCCAAUGACAGAGUCCAGGUCGGGCCCUGAAUUCCUCGGGCUGUCUCGCUGUGCCGCCUGCUACAACCAGAAGGCGAGCGCCAUGCCUCGGCGGGGGGGCGACUGGGAGUCCAGCUCUUCGGGCGAAGACUCUUGUCCGGAGGUGGACUCUGAGUCAGAGGCCGAGUCUAGCUCGGACAGCAGCUGCUCCGGGCAUGUCGCCGCGGAAACACCUGAGCGGCGCUCGCCCGUGUGUGGAGAUGCCGCUGAGCCUGAGUCUAGGGGAGAGGAUGGUGACGGACAGGGGGAGACGGGAGAGGCGUCGGAGAGGCUGCAAGACAAAAACGGGACGCAGGGGGCGAUUCGAAGAGCUCCGCUCGUCAGGUCUUUCUCCCCGCCUCCAUCCCUUACUCCUCACCUCACCCCUCUCUCCCUCCUGCCCUGCCCUGCCAAGGUGGUCUCCACCCUCCACCUGCAGGUUCUGCCCGAGGAACACACCAAUGACGCCUUCUUCGCCAUCCGCCGGCACCUGUCUGAGAGAGAGGACGAGAAAACAGAGGAAAGUUGUGCCAGGGGAGGAGCAGGCCACACCAACAACCUGCUGCUUCCACAGCCAUUUCAGUGGCAGCAGAUGGGGUUACCAUGGCAGCAGGUGUCACAACCCACAUUACAGGAAGACCAGUAUUAUUAUCAACAGCAACAACAACAGCAGCAGCAGCAUUGGCAGAUGUCAUAUCAAUACCAGCAACAACCACCUCAACAUUUUCCUCCCCUCACAGCUCAGGGUCAAGUCUUACACCCCCCGACGCUGCACACACCCCUAUGGGCACCAAAUGCACCCCCGGCACAUCUGCAUGCACUCACCCCUCAACCCUGUUGGUACUGCUACCACAUGCACCUUCCUUCCACAUACUAGAGUCGUUACAGUGCUGGACCGGUAACCUAACGAUAGGGAUUAAACAGUGCUACACCGCUGUAUCCGGCCAUUAAACGCGCGAAACAUCCAAUAGAGAGAUCUGAAUACGAGCCUCGGACCUACACCAGACUAAGGCCAACUGUGCAGCAGUUUUAGUCACUUCAGAUGUGUAGAUUCUUAUCCAUCAUCGCUACCAUCAGGGAGGCGUCGGAUCCGUCCCAAAUUCACUCUGCAGCAGGACAAUGGGCCCAAAACACACCGCCAGAGUCAUAAAGAACUGUCUUCAGAGUCAAGGAGUCCUGCAAAAGGUGGUCUGGCCCCCACGGAGCCCACGAUCUCGGCAUCGUGGUGUCACUCUGGGAUCACAUGAAGAGACAGAAGACACGGAGACGGACUAAAGGUCUCCAAGAUGCUUGGAAGAACUUACCUGCCAAAUACCUCGUAAAACCGUGCACAAGUGUACGGAGGAGAAGUGGUGCCGUUUUAAAGGCCAGGGGUGGUCACAGCAAACGCUGGUUUGAUUCAGGCUUUUUCUGUUUACGACACUUUGUCUGAAGUUAAUUGAUGAAUAAAAAGUGUU
This is a messenger RNA of Xiphias gladius (swordfish), 1696 nucleotides long. Its product is annotated as PH domain-containing protein DDB_G0275795-like. Bases 226 to 1116 code for a protein of 296 amino acids. The record is from RefSeq and is a predicted model, not a curated record. The transcript is spliced from 3 exons. Lineage: Eukaryota; Metazoa; Chordata; Actinopteri; Istiophoriformes; Xiphiidae.